Messenger RNA from Drosophila busckii, 866 nucleotides. RefSeq lists its product as uncharacterized. The coding region runs from base 26 to 787 and encodes 253 amino acids. NCBI's taxonomy places the organism in Eukaryota, Metazoa, Arthropoda, Insecta, Diptera, Drosophilidae. The record is from RefSeq and is a predicted model, not a curated record. The transcript is spliced from 2 exons.
AGCUAACUAACAAAUAUUAAACCACAUGUUCUAUUUUUUGAAAAUGUUUCAGCACAUGCUGAGGCGCUUGAAGUGGCUCGGCUUAAAGCAGAGCGUGCCGCGCUUUAUGCCGCUGCUCAUCUGGCUGCGUUAUCUGGAGCAGGCAAUGCAGUCGACGAUUCUGAUACGUCUGGAGCCGACGACUUUCAAUGUUGAUAUCCACAGCUACCAUUCAAUUGGCGCUCUCUAUGUGAUAUGCCUGGCUGGACUGGCGGUCAGUGGCUUGUUGCUCGUCGGCCAUUGCCGCAAGGAGACGUGGGGCGUGUCAUUGCUGUUGCUGCAGCGUGUGCUGCAAUUCUUUGUGUUUGGACGCUGGACGCUGCGCUUUGUCUACAGCAUGUGCCUGGACAUGGGCUGUGUAUUGUUGUUGCUGCUCUCCAAAGCCUGCAGCCAGCAUUUGCGGCAGCAGCGUCGACUGCAGCUGCUGCUGCUGCUAGCGCGCAUCUGCAUGUGUGGCAAGUUCUUGCUGUGGCGCAGCGAACAGCAGAAGUACAUCAGCGACUAUAUCAGUCUCUGCUGCCUCCUGCUCACGCUCUGCGGUCUCUACUGCAGGCAAAUUGCCAAACUGAGCAUGUUCCUCUUGCUGUUGCGUCUGGGCAUUGAAUACAAAUUCUGCUGGAUUGAUCCCACUAUCAAUCUGCUGCUCUUGAGCUCCACGCUCUGCAAGCUGAGCGGCUUCUAUUUGCUCUCCCAACUGGGUCCUGGCAAUUGGUCAUUCGAUGCCUGGCGGCUGAAUCAGCGCGCCUGAAGUUUUGUCCAAACGAAAGCGUCAAAUCAAGUUUCAUAUUUCAUUUACUCACAUUUCAUUUAUCAUUAAAAUAAAAAGC